Molecule: messenger RNA, 1238 nt
Organism: Orcinus orca (killer whale)
Lineage: Eukaryota; Metazoa; Chordata; Mammalia; Artiodactyla; Delphinidae
Gene: HDHD3
Product: haloacid dehalogenase like hydrolase domain containing 3
Exons: 2
Coding region: 321-1076 (251 amino acids)
Source: RefSeq, a predicted model, not a curated record
GUAGGGGGCGGGGCGAGGCGAGGCGGAGGAGGCAGGCGGAGUGCUGGGACACGGAAGAAGAGGGUCGCCGCUGAGCUGCUGCCCCCUUUUCCCGAGCGGGCGUGCGGCUGCGGCUUCUUUCUUGACCGGCUUCCCCCGCAAGGCAGGAUCUUCUGCUGUGAAGACGUUACCUAAGUGCCAGCAGAUCUGACCCACGAAGCCUGGAAAGAGAAGACCAUCAGGUUCUUGGGCACGGUGCCGUCUAGCUCCACCUCCCCUAGAGGCCCCCGGAUCUGAGCAGAGGUGGAAGUGGGGUGGCCUGGCCCCCCUCCUGCAGACCCAUGGCGCGUCGGCUCCAGUUACAACUGCUGACGUGGGAUGUGAAGGACACGCUGCUCAGGCUCCGCCACCCCGUGGGGGAGGAAUAUGCCGCCAAGGCCCGGGCCCACGGGCUGGAGGUGGAGGCCGCGGCCCUGGGACAGGCCUUCGGGCGGGCAUAUAGGGCUCAGAGCCACAGCUUCCCCAGCUAUGGCCUGAGCCGUGGCCUCACCUCCCGCCAGUGGUGGCUGGAUGUGAUCCUGCAGACCUUCCACCAGGCAGGCAUUCGGGAUGCCCAGGCUGUGGCCCCCAUCGCUGACCAGUUGUACGAGGACUUCAGCAGUUCCCGCACCUGGCAGGUGUUGGAGGGGGCUGAGGCCACCCUGAGGGGGUGCCGAAAACGAGGUCUGAGGCUGGCAGUGGUCUCCAACUUUGACCGACGACUGGAGGACAUCCUGGCGGGUCUUGGUCUGCAGGAACACUUCGAGUUUGUUCUGACCUCUGAGGCUGCCGGCUGGCCCAAGCCCGAUCCCCGCAUUUUCCAUGAGGCCUUGCGCCUUGCUCAGGUGGAACCGGCAGUGGCAGCCCACAUUGGGGACAGUUACCAAUGUGAUUACAAGGGAGCACGGGCCGUGGGUAUGCACAGCUUCCUGGUGGCUGGCCCUGAGCCUUUGGACCCUGCGGUCAAGGAUUCUGUACCCCAAGAACACAUCCUCCCCUCACUGUCCCAUCUCCUGCCUGCCCUUGACCGCCUGGAGGGCUCACCCCCAGGGCUUUGAGCCUGGCGAGGGAAGCGGUCAGGCUCAACAGACACUGGAGACAGGGAGCUCCUUCCUUCCCUGAGAUCUGGCCUUCACCCCCCCACCCCCCGCAGCCUCCAUAAUGCAUUCCGACUAUAAAGCAGUGAAUGCGGGGCAUUCAACCCUGCGCCACUAACCAGC